CGAGAGAUUCCUCUCAGCACCCCAAAUUCGCAUCGAUGGGGCGCCCACCACGCCGGGCCGGUGUCUCGCUGGAGCAUCCCGGUGAGACGUGAGGGGGUGAAAAAACCUCCUGUUUUGGGCAAACUUGGGUACGAGAUGUGCAAUCGUCUGACGUGGCGGAUGGGUUUGCUGAAGGGAAUGUGGAAGUUGGGCUUUUGAUUUCAGGCUUGCUUGCGCCGAAGCUCGAGAAGUGAAACCGCUCUCAGUCCGUGAGGAUUCUCCAUAAAGAAAGCGAGAUUAUUUUUUUUUUUUUGUCUAACACGCUUUUGGCCAAGCACGGGGUUUUGCUCAACGCUUCGGUUAACUCACUUAGUGCUGCUUUUCUGUCAAAAAAGGGAAUUCCUUAAUUAUCCUCCCUGAAAUCCAUCCAGAGCCUCGACGCGGGUUGCUCCUCGCUGAUGUUACAUGCGCAGCCCCUUCUCGGGAACGCUAAAACACCGUUUGUCCGAGUCAAAGUCAGAUCCAGGCAGCUGCGUGGUUCUGAAGGAGCGAGUCCCACCGGCCUGGGGUUUGUUUUUUUCUUUUUCAGGGAGUAUUUAAUUAUGCCUCUCAGGCCUGUAGAUUAAUUGCUUAACGCUCCCGUGUCGCCUUUUAUUCGCUUCUUCUCCUGUUUUGUACAACAGACACCGCCGCCUCGUAGCCGGCGCUGGUGCCGCGGUGCAAACCGGAGUCACCGUGCCGACUCCUUUCUUUCCAGCACCCAUUGUGGUUUAUUCGGUCGCUUUAAUCACGUUAAAAAUCACUUGGGGCGUCGUCGAGGUGAAAUGAUCGGCUGAUUUUUUGGGAAGGCUGUCACGGGAAUGCUGCCUCUGUGCCAGGACACGCACAUCCAAGCCCCUCAAAACAGCUACGAGGGAAACUUUGCCGGGCGGAGCGAAGCCCGGGCAGGUUCAUCCCGACACGUCACCGGCGGCCGAUCACUUCCUUUUCUCACUGGCCUAUUUUAGGCUGUUUGCCCAGGGAGGAGCAACGCGGCGAUGUCACCAGAUAUGUCACAUUUUCCUGGUCGGGAGCAAACUCCUCUGCGUGACGCAGCGACAGCUGACCUUUGAUAGCUGCUGUGACAACAAAUACCGCCCAGAACGCCCCGGUGGUUUUGUUCAUCUCCUGAAUCCCGGUGUCUCCCCGAGCCGGGGUGUUUCCUUCUCCCUCCCCGCCAGGGUUUCGGGGCCACCGGUCUCCCACUGAGGGAGCAGGAGGCAGGUGAGGUCUCUCGGUCUCGUCUCAAACAGGCUCCGAGUGGAUUCGUGGGCGUUUGUCACGCCUGCACACGCUCCGAAUUUCCUGUUCGGAAGAUUUGGAGCUUGUUCUUCACUUAAGGCAAAUCAGAACAGCGGAGCAAAGGUCUGCAUUGUGUUAAAAAGAGAACUUGUAGCUGCAGCCCAUGCCGUUACCACCACCUUUUGUUAGGGUCUGCAGGAGAAAAGACCACGUUGCGAAGGCAACGCUGGCGGGCAGCUGAAGUUUUGGGGCUGAUGGGCGAGGUUUUGGUUAGCGGGAGGCGCUGAUCGGCGACUCCAUGGGCACAAAGGUGCUGGGAAAGGGGUCUGGGGGCACACGGCGAAGCGCUCUGCCAGCCCCGGGGUGAAGCUGCGCUCCCCUCGCAUCACCUGACCCCUUUCAUUUUAUCCAAAAAUAAAAUCCAUCGACUAAAGGAACCUUUUUUAUAAAUAUUAGCGAUUGUGGAUGCAUACCAAAAAAACCCAAAUAACCCCAUGCUACGAAGGAUUCUGAAACAAAGCGACGGAAGAGGGAAUGAGUUUGUUAUUCAUCAAAGCGUGGAGGCAAGGGGUGCCCUCAUCUCUGACAGCACCGAUGCUCAAAAAGCGUUUGGCUUCUUUACAACGAGGGCUGGAGCUCGGGCUCACUGCAGUUCAUCGCCUUGUGUGAGGUUUGCCAGCGCCGCGGCGAAGGGCUCGGUGUAAAACGCAGGACUUUGAUCCAGAAAAAAGCUCAAUGGAGAGAUCCCAUGGGAGCCAAAGACCUGAGUCUGUGGAUUCCCAGCUUGGGAGGACUCGCCAGUUCCUUGCAUGCCAGGAUAACGCCCGCCCGUUUCGAGUGAGAAGCGUCUCGGCUGCAGUCAAAUGGGUUUGGACUCUCUGCGAUCGCCUGCGAGCGGGACGCUGGCCUUUGGGAGCCGAUCGCUUCAACCGGUGCCGCUGGAAAGCGAACGGAAGGCGCCGGGCUAGGAUGACUCUCGUUAGAAAGCCGGGCAGAGGGGCUGCGGUGACUCCCUGAGCGCCGUUGAUCCACCGUGACCUGCCGCUGGCGAAGCGGAGACCCCCCCGGCGAGCGGCUUCACCCACUGCAUCGGUGGCAUCCCUUGUGUUUCCUUUGGCAUCGCAGCCUGGGAGAAACCAGCGCUCCCAGAGCUGAUGGGGGCUUCCAGGUCAACACACAACGAGAUGGAAAAGAACAGGCGGGCCCAUCUGCGGCUGUGUUUGGAGAAGCUGAAGGGGCUGGUACCGCUCGGACCUGAAGCCAACAGACACACCACCCUGAGUUUACUAACGAGAGCUAAAUUGCACAUCAAGAAGCUUGAAGACUACGACAGGAAAGCCGUACACCAAAUAGACCAGCUGCAGCGGGAGCAGCGGCACCUGAAAAGGCAGCUGGAGAAGCUGGGGAUAGAGAGGAUAAGGAUGGACAGCAUCGGAUCCACCGUUUCUUCGGAGCGCUCGGACUCGGAUAGAGAAGAGAUCGACGUGGACGUGGAGAGCACGGACGACCUUCCUGCGGACCUCGACUGGAGCAGCAGCAGCCCGAGCGACUCAGACGAAAGAGGGAGCCUGCAGAGCGUCUGCAGCGACGAGGGCUAUUCCAGCUCCGGCGUGAAGAGGUUGAAGUCGCAGAGCUGGACCGUCCCGCCAUUCUCUUGCACGUCAAAAAAAAUCUUAACAUACCGCCCACCGAAAUGAAGUUGAGCUUUUGCCGAAGGCCCAAAACACCGCGCAGGGCUGCGGGUGGCAAGCUGCUCCCCGGAGCGCACCUCCGCUCGCGUCCGCUGCCUUCUCUCCCCGUCCAAAACUCCUCCCUGCGAGACUGGGUGCUCCACCCGCAUCUUGAAGCACCCGAGAAUAUCGCAGCGGUAUCAGCAACCUCAAACGCCUGCCCCUGGGUUUUUUGGCUUGCUCUCACCGCCCGGUAUUCCGGAUGUACUCCGCAUUCGCCCAGCAACAUCACGUACCCGAUAAUCGGCGGCAGGGCCCAAAAGUCAAGUUUUUGGGUGAGGAUCUGAAGGCAGAGCCGGCCUCUUGCGCAGUUUAGAUCCCGGGAGAGAGCGGAGGCAAGUCAGCGCCAGGCACGCGGAGCGUUUUGGCUACGUCGCGUCUUGGACGGGCGCAGGGUUCACACCGCUGGCACAUUAGUCGGGGGGCUCGUCUCCGCCGACUCUAAAUAUUCAGGGUAGCAGCGCAGCCGUACACACCCCAGCCCGGCCUCGUCCCGGAGCCGGAGCCUUCCUCGCCUGGGGAACGCCGCUGGGGGGGCUCCGCAGUCAUCGCCUCGCCCAGCCUCGGGUCGGACGCCUUCACUCUGGGAAGUUUUCUGUCCUACCUAAACCCAAACGCUCCCUGUCCCCGUCCCGUGCAAGGUCCCACCUCCCGCGUCGCGGCUGCGCAUCGCUGUUCUAGGCGAGGGCUCCUGGAAUUUUUUUCACGCUUCUUGUCUCUGGGACAAAUUUUUUCUACCUCGGAGAGAUGAACAAAGAUUUUCUCCAUCCCUUUAGCACAAAAAACAAAGAUGAUGCCUCAUUUGUUUUCCAGAAGCGAUGCCCAGCCCCGUUCAAAUCCGUCGCGCGACAGUUUAGCAAUAACCCGGCGGCGAG
Egretta garzetta (little egret) is the source of this 3865-nucleotide messenger RNA. RefSeq names its product MAX dimerization protein 1 (gene MXD1). Gene Ontology annotation, molecular function: RNA polymerase II cis-regulatory region sequence-specific DNA binding; protein dimerization activity; DNA-binding transcription factor activity, RNA polymerase II-specific. Gene Ontology annotation, biological process: negative regulation of transcription by RNA polymerase II. NCBI's taxonomy places the organism in Eukaryota, Metazoa, Chordata, Aves, Pelecaniformes, Ardeidae. The record is from RefSeq and is a predicted model, not a curated record. Bases 2415 to 2957 code for a protein of 180 amino acids. The transcript is spliced from 5 exons.